This is a messenger RNA of Anoplophora glabripennis (Asian longhorned beetle), 654 nucleotides long. Its product is annotated as vicilin-like seed storage protein At2g18540. The coding region runs from base 1 to 654 and encodes 217 amino acids. Lineage: Eukaryota; Metazoa; Arthropoda; Insecta; Coleoptera; Cerambycidae. The record is from RefSeq and is a predicted model, not a curated record. The transcript is spliced from 2 exons.
AUGGAUCUACGAAGUGGAACUGUAUCUAGAAGAGAAGAGGAAGAAUGUGGUAUAGAAAGUGGAACAGAAACAAUGGAAUCGCAAGAGACUGGAAGAAAAACCUCAAAUAUGGAUUGUUUAAUGGAAAUAUUCAAGGAAAUGGAAGAAAAAAGGGAAAAACAAAAUAAGGAAAUGGAAGAAAAAAGAGAAAAACAAAGAAGAGAAGACAAGGAGGAACGUAGGAGAGAAAAAGAGAUAGAGGAAAAUAAAUUAGAAGAAUUAGAAAUAAAGAAGGAAUUUAAAGAAGAAAGGGAGAAGUUUAAAAAUGAGAUGGAAAACAAAAUAAAACUAGUGGAAAAGAAAAUUGAAGAAGACCGAGAAAAGGUGAACAAGUAUGAAAUAGAAGGAAACAAGAGAACACUUCAAAUAUGGGAAAGUAUAAAAGAAAUCCAAAAGAAUACACAAGAAGAGAAGAAAGAAGUAGAAAAAGAAAUGACAAACUUGGAUACAAAUUUACAAGAAAAUAGAGAGAGACUAGAUAUAGUAGAACAACAGAUAAGAAGACAAGGAACAAACAAUGGCGAAGAAAUACAAAGCAAUGAAGAGAUACUGCGAAUAAGAGAAGAAUUAAUGAGUGAAAUUAAGGGAACUACAACAACAAACGACACAAACUAA